Adineta ricciae is the source of this 2526-nucleotide messenger RNA. The record is from the annotation of a GenBank genome assembly. NCBI's taxonomy places the organism in Eukaryota, Metazoa, Rotifera, Eurotatoria, Adinetida, Adinetidae.
AUGCCAGCAAAAGCAGGUGGUAAAAAAGCGCCAAAAUCCGAUGACGAACCGAAGAAAAAAGACUCAACGAAAGGUUCGAAGAAAAAUACUGAAGAUGUAGGCGAAGCUGGGUCAGCCACAACUGGACAUACAUCGUCAUCGAAAACACCAGCAGGCAAUCUAGCGCGUGGCGCAUCACAAAUAGGAACACCAACGGAUGAAUUGAGUAGUAAAGAGCCAGGUACGUCAACAAUAGAGCCUGGACAGCAAACAGAAGGAAAUCGAGAAGGAGGCGAAGCAGGUGACAAUGCUGCAAGUGCUCCUGUUCCAGAAGCAGAUAUUAAAUAUGAGGAACCGAUUUUACCAAAUUUAAUUGUACUAAAUUAUGAAGGUGGAAAAGAAAAAGGUCUGUACGAAGGACAUGGAACGGCAACGUAUGUUGGUGGUCAUACUUAUACAGGCGAUUGGAGUGGAAAUAUGAUGCACGGCCAAGGUCGAUACGAAUGGGCAGAUGGAGUUGUCUAUACCGGUUCGAUUGUGAACAAUCAAAUCGAGGGUCUUGGUACAUAUCAAUGGCCAGAUGGAAGUGAAUAUCAUGGUGAUGUCCUGCGUGGUCGUCGUCAUGGUACAGGAAUAUUUCGACACGGGCAGAGUCCACUCACUUACGAAGGUAGAUGGUAUAUGGGCAAUAUGCAUGGAAAGGGCACAUUACAAUUCGAUCGUUCAGGAGCAAGUUAUUAUACAGGAGAUUUCAUCAUGAACAUACCGUCCGGAAAAGGUCGUCGACAGUAUGCUUCAGGAAACUUUUACGAAGGUAUGUGGGUGAAUGGAAAACGGCAUGGCUAUGGUGUGUUCUCUUGGAAUAAUGGAAGUGGAGAAUACAUCGGACAGUGGGAGAAUGGCAUUCAGCAAGGACAUGGUAUUCAUAUUUGGUAUCUCAUUCGCGAUGAAGAAUCGCAUUAUGCACUACGAAACUAUUAUGAAGGAAAUUUUGUUAAUGGUCGAAGAAAUGGUUUUGGCACGUUCUAUUAUUCAAGUGGAACGAAAUACAUAGGAGAAUGGAAAGAGGAUCAAAAGCAUGGAAAAGGAAAAGUUAUUUUAAGAAAUGGAACAACGAUCGAGGCAGAUUUCUCAUAUGAUCGUAUUAUGACAUCUUUGACAGAUGAUAUGACGUCAAUGUUGCUUAUUGAGUUACCUGAAAUAGCAUCGAAAACUCCAAUACCAUCUGCAUCAAAUACUCUCGAUCCUAUGAACAUAAAACGAAGUGAAAGUCGAAACACCAUUGGUCCUAGCUUUAAAUUACAAUUCGAUCCAGUUUUCGAUCACGUCACAGCUAUGGAAGACGAGAAAAAGAUAAUUACCGAACAAGUAUUUCAUGUUCUCUUUCGUCAUCUUCCCAAACUCAAUCAACUCUACCGACUCUACGCACGUCUGGGCGUCGAUAUCCAAACAAAUGUUGAUAAUACAUUUCUUAUGACACGUAUGCAAUUCUGGCGUUUCAUUCUCGAUUGUAAUUUACAUAGCUAUGGUGUUACAUUGAUUGAAUAUGACCGAAUGAUUGCGGAGUGUUUACCAACAGAAAAUAUUCACGGACCAGACGAAGGAAUAUUAGUACGAGAAUUUCUCAAUGCUAUUGCAAUUAUUUGUUUUCAUUUGCACCGAUUAAAAAAGAUAGAAAACGAAACGCCAAUAGACAAACUGCCGACCAGUCUACAGGUUGCUACAGCAAUGGAAGCAGUUAUUGAAAAGAACAUUUUAGAACAUGCAGGCAUCGUUCGAGGGAAUCUCUUUACUGAAGCACAAAAAUACCUUCAAGCAUCUCAAUAUAAAGACCCAUGUUACCAGAUUUAUUUAUUGUUCUGUACAAAAAACAAGAACAAGCCAUUUGAUAUGACUAUGCAAAAACGUGAUUUUCUACUAAUGCUAAAACAUUUUCAGUUGAUUGAUCGAACACAUCUAACCGCAUCCCGUGUCAUUUCGAUAUUAGCGGAAGAUGAUCCAAAUAUUCGACCAUCCGGCCUACAAAAUACCACAGACGUUCGUUUAGACAUCGAAAUGUGCUUUCUCGAAUUUUACGAAGCCUUGAUCGCCUGUGCUCUGAUUUAUCCGAGUAAUAAACUCUAUAACGCUUACACACGACCUUCGAAGACAGCUGGCUCGGAACAUAGUCUAGGCUCUCAACCAUCAAUCGGUUCGCCAAUCGUUCCUGAUCAGUACCAAGACAGUCGAGUAUCGGAACUUCCGACGAUUGUCGUUCGUGAAGUAUCUGAUUUCAUACCCGAGUCGCCUGAUGAUCCUGAUAAACCGCGAUCUUCAUCGAGUCAUGAACAUGACGGACAAGCAAGUAGCAUCGAGCCGUCCGUUCUUUCAUUAUCAACUUAUGCAGCAAAGAUUCACGGUUUCUUUCAAGGCGUUUUUCUUCCAGCGGCAGUCUCAUACAAAAAUAUUCGUGAAUUGAUUCGUAUUGAUCAAGAAAAGACAUGGCAAGGAUUAAAACCAACCAGCGAACCUUCAUGGUUGCAGAAAUAUGUGACACUUCUUGAAUGA